Messenger RNA from Schistocerca nitens (vagrant locust), 2305 nucleotides. RefSeq lists its product as uncharacterized. Lineage: Eukaryota; Metazoa; Arthropoda; Insecta; Orthoptera; Acrididae. Bases 1083 to 1742 code for a protein of 219 amino acids. The transcript has 6 exons. The record is from RefSeq and is a predicted model, not a curated record.
GGGACAGAUCGCUGAGUCUUGCGCAAGGCGUCAUUUCUCCGCGCGACCAUCUGACGCAGGCGUCGGCAGCUGUGAUAGCAGGCACGAUAGCCGGGAGCUCAUCUGUCGACGUGUGCGAGUCUGGAGGCUGCGACGCGCGAACCGCCCACGGAGUGCUCGGCUGGUGGGGACCACGUAAAGUGCUAAGCGACACCGUAAAAUUCACCGCCGGGGCCAUUUAAGGAAGUCCGCGCGACGUGUAGGUGUUCGUCGUGGAAGAUCCUGGAAGCUGACGUCAGCAGUAGUGCAGUAGCCGCGUAGCGCUGUCAAAACCCGAAGAAGAGACACAGUUGUCGGAGGGAGCUUCAGACUGCUCCAUUGCAGAAAACCUCUCCACACCUGACAACUGCUACGUUUGCUGUUGAUUCUGACUUUUGAACCUUACAUCUGUACGAUACUGUUCUGGGUGAACUGCGCUAGCCAUCAGUCUGUGUGUAGUUCGGUGACAACCUUGCGGCUGUGGAAUAGGAGCUGCAAACAUCACUGGAGAACGAGUCUCCACAAGGCAGUAGUCCCACGGGCAGCUCUCAACAAGUGUCUCAAGUACUCACACCCACUUCCGGAAACCAGUGUUCCAUAUUUUUCCACCAGCAGUGACUGCUUUUAACACAGGACCCGCAUCGGAUCUCUUACACAGGUGCUGGGACAAUUUUUCAUCAGAUCUACUGCAAGGACAAAGUAGUCCGCAUUGAACGAUAUAAGUGAACAGGCUUUUUUUUUUUUCUUACCCGUUUACGUGACUGAGUGUGACUGAUACGUGACUCCAGAAGAGAGAGCGCAACCAUAUCGGCCAACGUGAAGAGGUCAAAUACUGUGCACUGAAGACUGCCACAUAAGUGUUGGGCUAAUUUGUCAUCAGCACCACCGUAAGGUUCUGAGGCAAGAGUUGUGGUCUUUAUAAUUUUUUGGACGUGGCGAAGUAUCUGCGUUUGGCAAGUAGGUGAACUGGUGCUGCACGCUCACUUUUGAAGGGACGAAGUGGACGAUUGAAUAAAAGUGGCGUUUGGUGAAAGUUGGAGGGACCCGAUCGACGGUAGCUGACCAUGGUGGAGAAGGCGAGGUCGUGCGAGCGCUGGUUGCUGGUCGUGAUGGUUGGGGCGCUGCUCUCCGCGAGGUCGUGCAACCUGCUGCCCGACAACCCCAACCUCGAUGACGAUCCCUCGGAUGAUGGGGAUGGCAGUUUCUGGAGCCAGCGCUCAUACGGUGGGUACGUGGACGACUUCCUGGUGAAACUGCGACACGCAGUCGUCGACGAUGGCCUCGACCCGUUGGAGCCUCCAGAUGAAGUCCAGGACAUAGAUGAGAGAUCUGGACUGUCAACGUGGCACGCCGACGUGAGGCUGGAGCCGAGGGACAUGAGGGCCCUGAGGAAAGACAGCGCCGCCUUCGACGCCUGCCAGAGGCACGUGCAGCAGCAGGAGGACGACCAGGAGCUCGGAGACGUCUUGCUGAGCUACAUGUUCCUGGGGCGCGUGCUGCGAGUGGCACCUGUUGGCGACAUCUUUGGCCAACAGGAGGAGCUGAGGACGAGUAUCGAACGCUGGGUCGAAACGCUGCCCCUGCUGGUGGACACCAGUCCCUGGUCAAAUGGCCACGCCAGCCGGUUCAUACACAUAAGGAACCGACAGCUUACCAGACACAUCCCAUUGACGGCUUUUGGGGCCAGAAGUGACCACCAGCGCAGACAUUUUAGGAGGAGGUGACGAGGCGACACGGGAUCACUACUGUGCGGUCACUACCUCAGGAACGAAGAAUGUGAACCGCCCCGCUCUGGACAAAAUGAGUGCUCGAAUGGACACAACUGAGGUGGACCACAACUGCCUCACAUCGCUUCAGACUGGACCGCUUCACCUCUCUCCAGGUUCCCGUGGGGACCAUGAGACUGAAAUCGUGUCUCUUAUAGAGACCUCUUACGUCUAUGUGGAUCAUUAAUGCACAGAGGUUGGACAAAAUAACCGGAUCACACACCUAGUCUCUUGCAGGACUGCUUACGAACCGCCCUGGUACAAAUGGAAAACAAAAAUGAUGAAAUUAAAUUUCUUACAGAUGGUCCAUAGAAAGAAACCUCUGGGAAGAAAUUGUUGUUUACACUAGGUUGUCCACAUUGUUUUCAGUUUCCCAUAGUGGACACACUUUGAUACAACUGCAUAUUAGACUGACCGCUCCAAAGAAGGCAUACAGAGUGGUUGUCAUAGAUAUAUUGUUCUAUUUAUAUUUAUCAUUUGUGUAUCUGUCAGAUUGUUUGUGUUCUUAUAUUUAACUAUUU